AUGCCCCUCUCCUUCCUCCUCAUCGGCAUCGCCAUGAAAGAGCUGGCCAGCAUGGUCGGACCCGAAAAGGCCGCAGGCAUGGCCGGGAUGAUCCAGACGGCGAUCGCCAAGGAUGAAGCGCGCUUCGUGGCCGCUGGGCUGAAGUAUGAAUUAAUGUCCGUGGAGGCGGGGGCGGGGAUGGAGCCGCUCGAGGCCAAGUUGAAGGAGAACAAGUUUGACGGAGUCUGCAUUGGCUUCGGUCUACGAAGCACUCCCGCCUUCACCCCGCUGUUUGAGCGGCUCGUCAAUACCGUCCACACUGCGUCGCCCUCUUCCAAGCUCCUCUUCAACGUCGCACCCGACAACUCGCUCGACGCAGCCAAGCGCUGGUUCCCCGAGAUCGAGAACGAGGCGGGGGCGGAGGCGUGA
This is a messenger RNA of Dioszegia hungarica, 408 nucleotides long. RefSeq lists its product as uncharacterized. The record is from RefSeq and is a predicted model, not a curated record. Lineage: Eukaryota; Fungi; Basidiomycota; Tremellomycetes; Tremellales; Bulleribasidiaceae. The transcript is spliced from 2 exons. Bases 1 to 408 code for a protein of 135 amino acids.